Aegilops tauschii subsp. strangulata is the source of this 1672-nucleotide messenger RNA. RefSeq lists its product as uncharacterized. The record is from RefSeq and is a predicted model, not a curated record. Lineage: Eukaryota; Viridiplantae; Streptophyta; Magnoliopsida; Poales; Poaceae.
AAGCGCAAAGUCUCUCCUCUGACCUCCCACACGCACAGAUCCCUCCCGGACAGAAACACAGCACGGCCGACAACCUUCCGCCGCCGCUCCGCCGCUAGGGCUCUGCCGUUAAAUCGUCGGCGGAGCCGGGGCCGGGGCCGCGGCCGCCAUAGAGAUGGACUUCGCGGAGAUCUCGAAGAAGGUUGACGCCCUCAAGGCCGAGCUCGCCGCCAAGUCAUCCCGCAUCGCCGGCCUGGAGGCUAGGGUCUCGCUCCUCGAAGCCGAGAACGCGGGACUGAGGAAGGCCGUGUCUGAGGGAGGCUCUGGUCGAUUGGAGGCGGGUCUCGGCGGAAGCAAGCAAAAGUCAGCCGACAUCUCUGGAGGGCAUGCGGUGAAUCAUGUCAUAGAGGUCAGUGACGGUGAGGAAGAGGAAAUGGCUGUUGAUGUCAAUGAGAUUCUGGAUGACGAUGAUGUUCUCAUCACGCCGCGAGGCAAGAAGUGUGCGGCGGCACGGGUGGUCAGUGACAGCGAGAGUGAGGAUGGGGAUGAGAAUGAUCAAGGGCAUGGAGAUGGGGAGGUGGGUGUUACAAGCAGCAGGAAGCGUGCGUUGCGUGGAGUCAGUGACAGUGACAGUGAGAGCGAGGAUGGCAGUGAGGGUGCUCGUGUUGUUAAUCAAAAACCUGGUUCACCUCUAGUUACGACAGGGAUUGAGAGUGAGGAUGACGAUGCUGAAUUAUAUGGGAUGGAGGGGUGUUCUACUCCCGGAACAAAAAGGCGUUUCGCUCGGUUAACUGAAAGCCAAUCAAAGAGAAUGCGACCUGCACGUCGGGAACUUGAGUUUUUUGAACCCAAGAAUCAUGAAGAGAGCGAGGAUGAUAGUAAAGAUUUUAUAGAUGAUUCAGAUUGUUCAGAAAAUUCUGCUGAUUCUGUUGAAGAACCCUCAGCUGGACCAGAAGAAUCUGACAAUGAGGAAACUAUUGAAGAUCUUAUGGCUAGGAUACGCGGCAAAAGAAAUGCCAAGAGCAAGGAUUGGAAGAUUGAGGCAGAGAUGCUGUCAGCAUUUGACGAACACCCUGAACUUCGCCUGAAAGCUGUUUGUGCCCUCUAUCGAAUGCAGACCGAGGAAGAACAGGCAGAAAAGGCCACUAUAAUUCACAACAAAAAGGGAUUUAGCCAGAUAGAUGCCCCAAGGGGUUCUCGCGUAGCGCAGUUUCUUCUGGAUGGUGACGCUGCUGGGCCGCUUAAGAAGACUGCACAGGACUUGGAGAAGUACGAUCGGCGUGCUCUUGAGUUCUGUCACAAGAUGGCUUUUCGUUACUCGAAGCAGUUGUUUGCAAUAUAUCAGAAGAAGGAAGACCCCUAUUUUCCAUGACUCUGGUGUUAGUUAUCACCAACUUCAUAUGUUGACCUUUCUGUGACACUUGUGCCUCUCCAAUCAGUCAGUCAGAGUCUUUUGUAUAUAUAUGGGUUUAGUUUUGUGUCUUCUUAAGUAGUCCGUAGUUAGGGCAUGCUAAAGUUAGUUUAUCGCUAGGAUGCACGCUGUUAAGUGAAGCACGAUGUCUGACAGGGUCUAUGUUGUUUAGCUGAAGUGCUUGUGCUCCCUGUAAUAUCCCUGCAUAGUAAAUCUAUCCAAGGAGAUGUUGUUCUGUAUUGUUCAAUUGCUUUGUUCAUGGAGUCAGAAUGUUAUGCUUUC